Messenger RNA from Pseudo-nitzschia multistriata, 2234 nucleotides. The record is from the annotation of a GenBank genome assembly. Lineage: Eukaryota; Bacillariophyta; Bacillariophyceae; Bacillariales; Bacillariaceae.
CUACCGUGUCAUUCAGUUACGAGCACUUGCCAUUCGUACCGCAGUACGAGUCGUCGCUAUUUCGCCAUGCACAAAAAAUGAUCAGGAUACAGUACGAGCAGUACGAUACUGUAAUGUAUUCCGUUCUUACAACAGACAUCAAAGUAAGAUCAGAAUCAUUCCGUCGAGUAAUCUCGAUUGCGAAAUUGACUUUCUUCCGAAUAGGAACACAAAUAACUUGUUUCUAGAUACGAAAUCAUAAACGGAAACAGGCAAAUUACCACCGGAGCAUUCCUAACAACAAAAGCAAGACCAAUAAUUAAGAAAACUUCUUACUCCUCGAACUUGAAGCAUGGCAGAAUCGAUGGAAAUGGUAGACCAGUGCCAAUCGGUCACGCCUCCGGAGGUUCUGAAUACGAAGUACAAACCGAUNGUGGUAGCUUCUUCGCACGUCAUCAGCACGCCGGGGGAACCUCGAACUAAAAAAAGACUCACGAGUCGUGGUGAAAACCUAGAUUUUGUCGAGGAAAUUCGGUACAACGACGGAAAAAUGCGAAGAACGAAAUACCGUCAUGUUUUCCGCUCCAAAUUAAAUGCACUUCAAAAGUAAUUUUUGCUUAUGGUGUAGCGGUUGCUUGAUAUUAUAGCAGAUUGAUCCAAUUAUUGAUCCAAUUAUUGACUACCUGCACUAUGGAUUAUGUUCGAAAACAAUUUUACCGCUCCAAACGGGAGCCAGGUGGAGACAACGACUACUACGAUGAUCACGAUCAAGUCGAGGAACGGGCAAUUGUUAUUCAUCCUGGACAAGUGGAAGAAGCAACACAUAUAAUCUCGUUUCCGGGAAGAAUAAGUUUAGAAGAAUUGCGAUUUUGGGCCUAUGUUCCCAAUCUCCACGAGAAUACUUUCGAACCGACAGGAUAUACAAAUAAUAACAUAAAGCUAGCAGAUGGUCCAAGUUCUCUCCAAAAUACCCAGGCUAAGACGGAACAAAAACAAAAAGAACGAAGGCGGCAAACGAAUAACUCGUAUGUUGAUAUUGCAGUAAUUGAAAUCCCUUUGGAAUGUCGCUCAGGUCAACAGCCACCAUGUGAUCUGACGAGCAAAGGAAUCGGUAAAAUCGAACACCGAGACGACACCAGCUUUUUAUCGCUCUGCGAUGAAACUACAGGUCGACUUCUGAUAGAUCACGAAGUCUUUCGUGGAUACCACACUGUACUUCAUAUCCCGCCAACUGGAAUGAUGAUGAAAGACCGAAUUAUUGAUCCUAAGGCUAAAUCCAUUCCUUCCUUUCCGUCACAAGACUCGAAGUACGAUGUCCUCAUAGCAAAUUGCGAUCAGCAGGCCUAUGGAACUGGUCGAAACAUUGGCCUCUCAGGUCAGAUAAUCUUCGAGUCUGAUCCACUUCUCGAAAAGGUUAUCUGCGGGGACGAAAACAAAAACAGUGAACAGGGAACACGUUUUUGGUCAACCACACCGGAUUCCUCACGGGCAGAGCACUACUACAAUCACGUUGGAACGAAGCACCAACAGGAAGAAUACGGAGGCGUCCCUCUAGACUCUGUAUCACAAAUGCGGCUUCUAGCAAUGGGCCUGUCGAUAUGCUUCAUUUUCAGUUUAUUGUCCCUCCGAAUCCACAACGGAACGAGGGCUGACUAUUUUACGGCGAGGUUGAACCGAAGGAAUCGAAUUCUAGAAAAUCUAAGUGGCAGUGACGAUGAAGAUACGGAUGACGAUGGCAAUGGCGAGAGAAGUAGUAGCAACUACCGUGACAACGUUAACAUACCUCUAGUAUGAAAUGGGAAGUAUUGUCAUUUCGACGCUUAACUUUCUGAAAUUAUCGAAAAAUACUACUUCGUAUUAUUCACUUCUUGUACUUAUUUUUUUCGAAGAAUGCUUCAUUGAACGGAAUGUGUAUCAAUUCUUUGUAUCCCAUGCUAUUUUUCCUAAAAUCAGAUCUCAGGAAUUUUUUUCCCAACAUCAUACUUUAAUGUGUACGACUGUACCUCACCUGCAUGAUGUUCUACCGUACUAAUUAGAGCUACUAACAAGUACGGGCCCCAUAACGGCAAGUUAUUGGCAAUUCCCCAGGUGUCAAUUUUUUUCUCAUUUUCCCGUAUUUAUUUCCCCUCUCCCCCCAUCCACACAAAAAAAAUUGAAGUCCGAAAAUAUUUCUAUUCCUGGUCCUUACUACUAGGAAUAUCAAAUCAGUGCUUAUCUCGAAUAUUAAGGACCACUAAUAGAAAUAUUUUGGGACU